Molecule: messenger RNA, 309 nt
Organism: Exophiala aquamarina CBS 119918
Lineage: Eukaryota; Fungi; Ascomycota; Eurotiomycetes; Chaetothyriales; Herpotrichiellaceae
Exons: 2
Coding region: 1-309 (102 amino acids)
Source: RefSeq, a predicted model, not a curated record
AUGGCACAGUUGUCGCCUGCGAUCGAGUCUGGCUCCGCCACCCUGGCUUCAAACAACCCAUUCCGCAAUCGUGUCUCUCCAACCUCUACAAGUCCUUCGCUAGGUCCUAUCGGACUUGCAACCACAACCAAUCCUUUUCUCGAUGCAAGUGAGAUCACCUUGGCCGGUUCAGCCACCAAAACGUCUCCCGCUUCGCUUGCAGCAAAUCCCAAACCUGCCGCAGCUAACACUACUGCCGAUAUAUUUGUACGGUUGAACCCAGCGGUUUCUUUAGUCUAUCCUUCUAAUGUUCAACCUAGGCCGGUUUAG